Molecule: messenger RNA, 883 nt
Organism: Oppia nitens
Lineage: Eukaryota; Metazoa; Arthropoda; Arachnida; Sarcoptiformes; Oppiidae
Gene: bic
Product: transcription factor BTF3 homolog 4-like
Exons: 4
Coding region: 228-692 (154 amino acids)
Cellular component (GO): nascent polypeptide-associated complex; cytosol
Source: RefSeq, a predicted model, not a curated record
UUUGAGUCAUUCAAUGCUUGCAUUUGAACAGUAAAUGUGAGACAAACACAUGCUUUACAUUGAUUUCUAUUGAUUCAAGAGAUUAAUGCAAUUGAAGUGUAUUUUAGAGUUACUUUCAUAACAAUUGUUAAUCAAUUGUCAAACAAUUUAUUGGAUUUGUUUCAACAUUUAAUGUUUACUUUUAUAGUAUAGUUAAGUUUUAGAUAAUACUAAACAAUUAUAAAGAUAUGAAUCAAGAGAAGCUUAAGAAGUUGCAGGACCAGGUGAGGAUUGGUGGUAAGGGAACGGCAAGAAGGAAGAAGAAGGUUGUCCACAGAACUGCCACAACUGAUGACAAAAAACUUCAGAAUUCACUCAAGAAGUUGACAGUUAAUCCAAUUCCAGGCAUUGAAGAAGUGAAUAUGAUCAAAGAUGACGGCACUGUUAUACACUUCAAUAAUCCCAAAGUUCAGGCCUCGUUGGCGGCCAACACUUUUGCCAUCACCGGUCAGGCGGAGAGCAAACGUAUCGCAGAUAUGGUUCCCGGAAUACUGAGUCAGUUGAGGGCCGAAAACUUUUCACAUUUGAAACAAUUAGCAAAUGUCCAAAAUGUCGGCAAUGAUUUGGCUAAUACUCCCAUCGAAGAGGAUGACGAUGAAGUGCCAGAUCUGGUCGAGAAUUUUGAUGAGGCGGCCAAAGUGGACGCUAAUUGAUUGGCCACUUAAAGCGCUUAUUAUUGAUUAACUGAUUUUUAUUUAAACUUUUUAUGAGAGCAAAUGAUAAAUGAAUGGAUCACUUAUUCAAUCGAUAGUUUAUUAUUAGUAGGUAUAUAUCAAUAACAUUGUUUUAUAAAUGAUUUAAUUUUAUUAAUUAACCAUUCAAUUAAUGCAAAUGUAAUUUUACA